AUGCGUGAGACAUUUUAUAGUAUUGCUAAGAUCUAUUACCUGGUCAUUGCUAUCAUUGGUGUUCCUGUUAACGUGUUCACGAUUGUGAUCCUUGCCUGGAGAAAGUGUGGCCUCUCCAUCUGCAGCACUCGCUACCUGAUAGCCAUGGCAAUGGCUGAUCUGCUGGUGAUUAUCACUGAGAUCAUACUGAGGCGGCUCAAUUCUUAUUACUUUCUAUUUUGUUUCCUGAAUAUCGUCCCUGUGUGCAGCAUCAUUGCUGUCCUAAUUCGUGCAGCUGUAAACUGCUCUGUCUGGUUCACUGUGACUUUCUCAUUUGAUAGAUUUGUGGCCAUUUGUUUCCAGAAGCUAAAGACAAGAUAUUGCACUGCGAAAAAUAUGAUUGUGGUUCUUGCAACAACCUGCGCCCUGCUCUGUUUAAAAAAUGUUCCCUUCUUCUUUGUAUUUGAACCCGGGCUGAGAAUUGACCGUGCAUCCUGGGACUGCUAUAUUAAACCAAGUUACUUCACUGAGCCUGGGUGGGUCAGAUUUCGCUGGUUUGACAUGAUCUUAACUCCAGUGCUCCCAUUUGUUUUAAUUCUGCUUCUCAAUGCUCUGACAGUCAGGCACAUUUUACAGGCAAGUCAACUCCGCAAAGGACUGAGGGGUCAUCGAAGCCCAGGGGAUCACCGUGACCCAGAGGUGGAGAGCAGAAGGAAAUCUGUGGUAUUACUCUUCACUGUUUCUGGUAGCUUCAUCAUCCUUUGGUUGGUUAUUGUUAUUGAUAUUUUGUAUGGUGAAUUUGCAGGAAAACAGCCUCUUGAUUACAACCAUUCAGAAUAUAUAUUUCACGAAGUGGGAAUCAUGCUACUGAAUUUGAGUUGCUGCACCAACACAUUCAUUUAUGGAGUGACUCAGUCCAAGUUUCGAGAACAGCUCAGGAGCAUGGUGACAUAUCCACUUACAGCAAUUGCUCAUUUCAUGAAGUCGUGGAUUCGUUCGCCGAGCCGUUCCUCUGGUAACGUUUCGACACCUCGCUAG
Messenger RNA from Chiloscyllium plagiosum (whitespotted bambooshark), 1017 nucleotides. Lineage: Eukaryota; Metazoa; Chordata; Chondrichthyes; Orectolobiformes; Hemiscylliidae. The record is from RefSeq and is a predicted model, not a curated record.